Messenger RNA from Rhopilema esculentum, 13996 nucleotides. Lineage: Eukaryota; Metazoa; Cnidaria; Scyphozoa; Rhizostomeae; Rhizostomatidae. The record is from RefSeq and is a predicted model, not a curated record.
AUAAAACGUCAGAAUGAGGUUCCGAAAGAACACGAUGGAAAAUAUAUACCCAGUUGUGGAUCGAAAUAGGCCAAUCAGAAAAACGCAAGCACAAGACCGGUAUUGUUGACCAAUCAGUGUUCGCAAUGUAGUCAUUAUGAAAAACAGGAAUUGUCUCCAUAGAACUAAAAACUUUAUUCCAUUUAUUUUGUGGUCCAUGUUUAUAAAACUUCUUUUCUUAGUUCAACCAUUUGACCAUAAAUAUUACUUGCUUGGUAAUAGGGUGCUGUUUUUUCUCUUUUAAAACCAAGGUAUUUUAUUUCAAUCACUCACUCUUAUUAAGAUUGGUUGCCUAUAGUUUUUGAUUGGGAGAACCUUCACUCGAAGUUGUGAAAAUUUUUUGUUUUUACUGAUUUUAGAAGUGCGAUUGGAUAUACCCGGAAUUUUUUAGGCUUUAAUUCUAAAGCCCUUCGUUCUUUCAAUUUCUAGUCCUUGUUUCAAAAAUUUAUUUGCCCGAGUCUUUCUUUAUGAUGUGUUUUCCUUUUCCAUUGUUUGUCAUGUUCAACAAAUAUUUAAAUGCACCAGCAUUUUAAUGCAAAUUUUUUUUAACGAAAGACACUAAACAGAAAAAAACGGUAGAAAACUCAUAAUAUUUUUACGAGAAGAUGGGUGCAAAGACAGUAAAUUUUGCGCAAAUUUUUCUUUUCAUGGACUUCAAGUUCAAGGUUAUUUAAAUAUUGUAGCGUUGCAUGUUGCCACUGCAUGUUGCAAUCACUUGCAAUGUAUUGUUGUGAGCAUUCUCGAAAGAGGCUGUAACCACCAGAACGAGGCCAUUGGCAAAGAUGGCGAAAUCGGAAGAUGGAAACAACAAGUUUUAACAUGUGAAUAAAUUAAGAUGGUAUCACAAUUUUUUCCACGUUCUGUUUUGAGUAAUGGUUUAAAUAUUAUGCAUGGACUUGCUUCGACUAUUGUUGAGAUGUCGACACUCUUCAAGCGGGAAUUAACUGAAACUUAUAGCAUGAGAAACCACGAGAAGAAGACGCAGUUAGACACGGAAGAAAGUAUCAACCUUGGCAUUGAAGAUGUGAAUGAAAAGAAUUUUCAAAGAGCGGACAUAACACAGCUGAACAUUUUUGGGACUGUCUUUCUUACACUUGUUUCGACUUUCAGUGUGGACUGGCUACAGCAUUUAGUGAAAGUAGAAUGUUACUAUAUGCUUUCAUUGUGCGAAACGAUAGCCAUGCUCUUGAUUAUCCAAGCUUUUCCAAUAAUGAAAGGCAAGGGCCGAAAUGAUAGUGUUUUCAGCUUGCAUGAAAAUAAAAGUAGAGUCUUGAUAGUUAUCAUCCAAUCAUUAGUAAUGGCCUUCAUUGGAGGGUAUUGGAAAGAGAGUGCUAGUAACAAUCACUGUCCAGAUUUCUAUGAGCUGUUCAUAGUGCUGUCAGUUCCAUCUGCCAUAUUGUGGACAUAUUGUCAGUCAAGCAGCAGCUCAUUAGCAAGAAGCCAUGAGGGUAUCAUUAUUGCAGUAUCAGGCGUUAAAUUGCUGAUUCUUUGUACCUCACCAACAUACACACUGCAGAUAUCAAGAUCACUUUCCUGCUUGUUGCUGUCAGCUGCUUAUGGCUUUUAUCUUUCGCUUAUAAAUUCACUACUUAAGAAGAAUCAUGCUAUAGCAGUACUGCGUUGGUUGCUAUUAUGGAAGAUUCCUUUGGCUUGUUUGCUAAUGAUAAUUUCUGGAGAGUUGCAAACUGCUCAUAAAAUCAGCCUUUUUAGGGAUCUCCCACUAGUAUUUGCCUUGGCCCUCGCUACAACCCUGAAGAUGAUGUUUGUGUUUGUCUUGAUGAAACACUCAAGUACCCUUACGUGUGUCGUCGCAAUGAACAUGGCCUGGGUACCUAUGACUCUCGUCAGGGCAUUUGUUUUCAAGUAUUUGUUUUUAGUGACAUCAUUCAAAUUACUUUGGUUAUUUUUUACUGAUUUCGUGAUAUUGUUUUUACAUGCUAAACUUAAGUUAUUUACAGAGAGUUUCUUCUCAGUGCUGCAAAUUAUUAGCGCCAAAUUCUUCGUAAACACAUUCACAUAGUUAACACACUAUUGUAAACACGUUCGCAAAGUAAAUUCUUUCAAAAAUAUCCUGAAAAUUUAAGAAUUCGCAGACUGUUUUUCUUUGACAAAGCCCAUUUUCGUUGAAGAAGACUUUUGCCUCCAACGAAUAUUUUUUAUUUUUCACAAAGCAUUUAUUAUCACGAAGCACCCUUAUGGCCAGACAAUACCAACCAAACUUAUCAUAGAAAUGAACCGUUUAGACGGGAAUCAAAGCUAAGAACUGAUAGCCCUGCAGCUUUUCUUUGCACCUUCAAAACAAGUCUUAGAAAUUGCCUUCAACCUUCGGUUAUUUUUAGGAGGAUUAAAUGUAUCGUUUAAAGUGAAGUUUUUUAAUUAGAUACAAUCGAUUAUUUUGAUCACAUUUGCUGGUUUUUCUGAAUUAAAACUUUAUGUCACGACUAAAAUUGAGUCAUACAAGCUUAUUUACGGGCAUUAUCAAGCCGUAUUCAUAUGAUAUCAUAGUAAUUUCAUUUCAAACUGUUUCCACACUCCCUGUUCUCACGGUGGCGACAUAAUCUGCUCUGCAAAGUAUCAAUUUUGCAGAGAGAAAUCACCAUAAUGGUGCAAUGUAAUGCAAAGUAAUAAAAUCUCUUUGUAUGUAGGUAAUGAUUUACUCGAAUUGAGAUAAAAAAUAGGACAUCAGAUAAGCUGAAGCCCUCAUCCUCAUGUUUUAUUGUUUUAGAAAUCGUGGUUUGUUUUGUUUAUCUUUCACGUUUUUCUUUCCUUUUCACCCAACAUUUCGGACAAUCAUUAGGCAACAUGCAGAGUAAGGUUGCGCCUCAGUCAAAGAUGGUACCUCACGGAGCAAAACUUGAAUUGUUCAUGCUCCUUUUAGCACAUACUAGACCAUAUUCUUUUUCUGUCUUGUCUGCAAGAUAACAAUUAUUGGUUAUUAACCACUAUCAAACCUUUCCUUCUCAAACUCCCACACCUCUCCUUAUAUUGCACCCCUGUGUAGCAAAACUGAUGAAAACCGUCCCAGAAAGAUGUUUUCUGACCUGGCAGUCUCCUGUAGAAAACUAAAAUAACCCGAGCGUUUUAUCGUUUCCUUCCAUCCCCUACAAUUGCAAGCUGUGACCCUUUUGCCCCAAGUCAGUCUUCAGUUUCCUACUUAGUUUCUUCCUGUAAAGUUUUGUUUCUUUGACUAAAAAAUUCACAGAAGUUCCCUUGAGUAGUUUUCUCCGAAGCCCAUUUCUCCGCUCACAUUUUACUCAUCCUCAACCAGUCCAAGAAAAAUUUGCGUUCCUCAACCAGAUUUAUUUCCUAUAGCCCCUGAUUAAAUAACUAACGCCGUGAUUUUAUAAAGAGGUUUUUUAGUUUUGACAGGUGAUUAAGUCCCUCCCCUCAGUACGGAGCAGUCUAAGCAGAUACACAUUACCCAUACCUUCCAACCUGUAGAGAAGGAAAAGCGGGAGACAUCGCGAGCGGAGCGAGCUAAAAAUUAUAGCUGAGGGUCUGGGGAACGCUCUGACCCCCCCAGUGGGUCCAGGGCAGCGCGAUGGAAGGGGUAGAGGGGGCGAAGCCCCCGGAAGCUCCUGACAUUUUGUCAUUUCUGAGGCCUCAAAAUGGCUCAGGAUUCUUUAAUUUCUCUGUUUGUAAUAUGUUAGUAGAAAAACAGUUCUACGUAAUCAAUUGAUCAGUAAUAUCGAAGAACUUUCUUAGAAAGUGGGGGGCAAAUGAAGAGGCCGAAAAGUUCUGGGCUUAGAAACGCCACUGUGCACAAUUAUAAUUAUAUUUUUAUUAUAUAUUAUAUAAUUAUAUAAUUAUAGGAAAUGUUUUCUUGCAAUCAGUGCGAGCCCAUUAUUAGAUUAGUUUGAAAUUAUAAGAAAGGUUAUCUUUUAUGAUGAAUAAUCAACAACAAAUGUAAAAAUGUUUGGCGUCUGGCUUCUGGCAGUUUGGCGUCUGGCUUUAUCCGAUGUCGUAACUAUUGUAAUGUUGUGAAUAAAUCGAAUCGUUUCGUCCUUUAUGAGAAGGUUGCACUGUUGACAGUGAUCUUGAUUCUUCUUUAUUUUAUACCAGCUUUUUAUUUUUAAUAUAAGUUUUUUUCAAAAAUCGGGAGGAUUUUUUAAUUGUCGGGAGGUCGGGAGAUGACGUCUGAAAUCGGGAGUCUCCCGGUCAUAUCGGGAGGGUUGGAACAUAUGAUUACCAGUAAAACAAUAUCCAGGUCUUACUAAUGGGAGGCUCAAAUGAAUCGGGUGUCUUGCUACCAAUAUUUUGUUUUUGGUUUAAUAUAACACUCGUGUUCCUUUAGACGCAAAAGUUUACUUUCUGUUUACAUAUCUAGUCAAGCUGUUAAAAAGUGAUAAGAGCAGUGAUCCAAAUAUAGACAUAAUUAUGAUAAGUCAUGUUUGACUCAAGCAAGCACCUAUCCGAACUGUAUCUAUGAAAAGAUCCCACUGCAAAUGUUUGAAGUUAUGCUGUAGCCUUCAUCUUUUGACCCCUUGAAAUACACCCAUCGUGAUUUUCAAGGCCGUCGAUAAAAGCGGAGAGUUUAAAGAUUUCUGAAAAGUUACAUGGGUAAGGGGGGUGGGUUGAGGUGUUUGUUUUCGCCCUGAAGGUUCCAACUCGUUGUUGUGGUUGCUUUUAUUGGACGGAAAUUUGAAAUCGAGGCGGGAAAAACAAUUUUUGCAAGUGAAAAGAAAUAACAAUGGCGGACAAUCUGGUUCUAAGAUGUCAAUUUAAAGGUGGCCAACGAAAAGUUGUCAGUGGUUUAACAAGUAAAUCAUCCAUAGCACAAUUGCAGGAGCAGCUUUUUAUUAUUACUGGGGUUGCACCACAUAGGCAAAGAAUUUUAUGUGGAUUUCCUCCAAAGGAACUGCGGAUACAGGACACAAAUCAGAACAUUCCGGCACUUGAGGUAAAAUCAGGUGACACCCUAAUUGUUGAGGAAAAUAAAGAGGUCCCAGCUGUGGUAGAAGUUACUCCAGGACCUCAACAAAAAUAUGAAAAAUCAUCCUUAAGAAGACAUGUGGUGCCAGCAGAUAACUCAUGUUUAUUUGCUAGUUUAAGCUUUCUGUUGUUUGGUGGUGAUACCUCACUUGCUUCGGAGAUGAGAAGUCUUGCUGCUAACUGCAUCAUUAGUGAUCCAGCUAACUUCAAUGAAGCACUGCUCGGAAAGCCCGUGAAAGAGUAUUGCGAUUGGCUGUUAAAUCCGUCUAAUUGGGGAGGGGCGAUCGAGAUAACUAGUUUGUCAAAAUACUACGAAACUGAAAUUGAUGUUGUUGAUAUACAAACAGGAAGAAUAGAUAAAUUUGGUGAAAACAAGAAUUACAAAAAUAGAGUCUUCUUGAUAUACGAUGGAAUACAUUAUGACCCCCUUGUCAAGGACUGUAAAACCAACCCCACUUUGCCUGUGCAAACGAUCUUUCCAUGUGAUGACGACACAGUUCUUGUGGAAGCACUAUCAAUAUCAAGCGAAGCUCGACAGAGUUGCAAAGCAGUUACAGUAUCAAGGAGGCUUUUUGGGAAUCGACAAUAUACUGACUUGGGUGGGUUCAAAUUGCGAUGUCUCGCCUGUCAGAAGGUGCUUGUUGGCCAAGAGGAUGCACAAUCACAUGCAAAGGCAACCGGCCACACGAAUUUUGGCGAAAUUUGAUCGCCAUUUUACCUCUGUGUAGCACAGCUAGUCCGAUUUGGAGCUGCAAGCAGAUGCCGAAGGAUCUGCAAAAACACAUUAAUGCCAAUAUGAUUGUCAGUAGUUUCGAGAAAUGAAAUAGUUUCGUAAGGCUGUUGGGCCGGCGCCCUUUUAUAGUUUUCUAAGGUAUAUUUUUGAUCUUACCAGUGGCUCUUUCAAGAUACUGUGGAAUCAACAUACCAAAAGAUUGCAUUUUCCUCUUCCAGUCAAAAAACAUACGAAACCCUUUGACAGGCAAAAAAUGGCAUCGAUUGCUAUUACUGUUACUUUAGAAUACUAGUCAACACUCUAAAAUGUGACUUGCUAGAUAGAACAUGUUAUGAUGGAACACGCUCGGGUGGAAUAUGCCUAGUUGGGACAUGUUUUAAAUAGAACCUGCUUAGAUGGGACAUGUUUUAAAUGGAACCUGCUUAGAUUAGAAAUGUUUAAAUGGGACAGUUCAGAUUGGACAUGCUGAAAUGGAACAUGCCUAGAUGGGGCCUGUGUCGCGGGACAUAGUUAAGUGGCACGUGCAUAGAUGGGACAUGUUGAUCGGACAUGCUUAGAUAGUCCAUGUUAUGAAAGAAUAAAAAGAUGCAAUAGAACUUGAUCUUUGGUUUUCAUUUUCCGGUUGAAUAAUUAAAAGCCGAUUUAAGUCAAGACGUCUUAAAGACUUCUGAAUAGAAAAUUGAGAUGUAGCAAAUAAAGAAUGUCACCAUUAGCAUACAAGUCUCUUCUGGCAACCGGAGCUCUUCAAGAAUCAUGACGAAGUCAAAUGUUGUAAUCUUAUUGUUUGUAUUUCAUUUUCCAUCAAGAUUCAUCAUCUAUAUUUUGCACAAAACAUGAUUGUGAGGCCACCACUGAGAAUGGGAACUCAGUAUUUCAUCCUAUAUACGCCAUGAAUGUGUUUGCUUGCAACUGUUCCUCGCGCAGCUUGCCUUCAACUGUUCACUGCAUCACAGCCUUCAUUAUCGGUCCAAGAUUUCCAAUCCAAGUCCAAGAGACAUCUUGGUGAUACCCAAACCUCUCGAUUGCGAAAUAACCGGUUAUAAUAAUUCACAAACAUCGAAGAUCUUAAAAUGAAGUCAUCCGCACAUCAGAUGCCUUAAAAGGGCAGCAUUUGUAAUUGUACCGUAUUUUUUCGUUUUUAUCAUCUGCUUCAAUUUGAAGAGAUAACAGAUACUCCCGAAAGGCACAUUCAGUUUUUAAACGGCCAAUCGGUGAUAGGUUGGGGAUUACCCAUUGCGAGCGUAACUGCCUACACGAUCCAUUCAAUCUCAACGCUCCAUAAAGGCCAAUACCCCCUGGGAUGCCAGGAGAGCCUCUGCUUCCCCUAUCUCCAGCUCCUCCAGUAUACCCAUGAUCACCUUUUUCACCGAUGUUGCCUUCAAUCCCCUGAGAGCCUUUGAUUCCAGCAGGCCCGGUUUCGCCUCUAGGGCAGUUGUAAGCUCUUGGUGGUACCAGACGGCAAUUUGAAGGUAUGCCUGGGUGCCCUUGCGGCCCCAUCCGACCACGAUCACCCUAGGUGCAAAGGAAAAUGUCACUGAACUAUCAUGUUCUUCCAGGAAAUUCUAAGAAGAUGUCAACGCAAAUUCUGUAUUAAACUAGCCUUCUCUUUAAUCCCUUUUUCUUCUAAUUCAACCUUCUCUAACUUCAAUAACCCCCUUUUCUUCAGAAUACCCCCUCAAAUUUAUCAAUACAAGAUUUCAAAGUUUAGCUAUUUUAUUCAUUGCUUUUCAUCCUGUUUUUGAAAAUGCUAGACAAACGUCGUGCUAGAAGGUACUUUAGGAAAGAGCCUUGCCAUGGUUGCCACGACCAAUCAAGAGGCCACGUACUUGCUUGCGUCAUAGAUACUUCUAGUUUAACUUUGAAUGCUGCUAAAAUCCAAAAUAAAUUUUACUUGUAGCUCACCUUUUCCCCUUUAGUGCCCUUUUUUCCUUGAACGCCCUCAGGUCCCCGCUUGCCUCGUUCUCCUUGCUGAAUAGAAUAUAUUGUUAUUUGCAACAAUGGAUUGAGUUUAACAAUAAUAUUUUUUCAUUAUACGAUAGUGUAAAAGCUUGAUUCUAGUUUCCCAAGUAAAUAUUUGUGCCCUGAUACUAAAACCAAAGAAAUCUAGGAAACAAAAUGCUGGAAAAUUUUUGUUUGCUGGAUAUGCAUGUAUUUAUGCCCUGCCUUUUUGUUAUAUAGGAGGAAAGCAUCCUCUGUGCUUUUCAUUGAAGAAGAAAACAGAGACGAACACUCUACACUCCAACAGUUGCAGAUAACACCUUGUUAUACAAAGUGUAUAUUGGCAGUUUGAAAAUCAUAGGAUUACAUAAAAAAAGUACGGUGUCAAAAUAUUACCCCUCCCCCAAACAUUUUCUUAUCGAAUUUAGACGAAAUACAGAAUCGAUUCUGCUGAAAACUGCCCCCCCCCGUGGCGCCGCUACUGGUUCACCACGACUUCUGCCGCUGUCUCGUAUUUUAAACUGAAGAAUCCCUACCGGUCCAUCUGGUCCUGGUCGUCCCGGGCUUCCGCGGAAUCCUUUGUCUCCCUAAAGCAAUAAGAACACAUCUUAUUAAUUAAUACAGAAAUGAUCAUAUAUAAAAUACAUAAAGGCAUUGAGUCAUGGUAUAUAGGCCUUCUCUAUAGGGGGUCAUUUGUUUUCGGCGUGAUCGCUGCUGUUUCAUGUGAUAUUUGCAUCCGUUGUUAACAAUUUGCUAUUGAUGAAAAUUGUUUUGUCAAUCAGUACCAGGUGAGUUCAUGUGACCAGUUUCAGGUCAACCAAUAGCAUCGCAGUCAUGAAAAAUUUACCAUGACUCAAUGCCUUUAAUUUUUACCCUCAGGAGUCUUUUUAGAAACAUCCAUUAAGCAUAUGUUGCUUUAUUAAAUUUUUUCGUCCUCAUAUAAGCCGCCCAGACUCAUGCUGCACAGGGAAAACCGAGGGGCAAAUCACUCUACAAAAAUCUCGUACACCUUUUGUGAAAAUCCUAUUGUUUUAGCUGAAAAUCCCCAGAAAUCCUUUUGUUUUGGGGAAAAUCUCGUACGCUUUUUGCAAGAGAGAAUUACCCCUCGGGGAAAACAUGCCACCGACAUUUGGAGAUAUGUCCCUUUUCUUACGAGCGUUGUCUUAAGAACUUUUUGAAAGUUGGCCCCUUUUUGUAACCCAGUGCCCCUCUCCUCCUAUUCCCUAACAAAUUUUGAAAUGUUUAAGAUUUCCUCAAGAAAAUACUAAAUGAAUGGAAUACAAAAUUUCUUUUUCGUGAAACACGAAAUCGCAUUUUAAGAUCAAAGUCCCUACACCUGCAAAUUACACAAUAUUUCAAUUAUUUGCAAUAAAACAGUAGUUUUGCAUUUUUUAUGACAUUUGAGAGAAACACGAGGGAAUAAGCUAAAUGAGAUUCCUACUGCUUCUCAAAAUAGCAACUUCAGCUAUUUUUUGGUUGCUUUUAGGCUUCUAAGCUGCUCGUUUCGCAGCUGUGACAUUCCGAUUGAGCAAUUUCAGUGGUGCAUUUAGCAAGCGAGGUUUUUUCAUGCUCAGUUUAAAUUUGGAUUUGAAUACAAUAAAAACGUAUAAGAGCAACGUGAAAGGAAAACGAGGCGUUUCACCAGAGUUAUCAGGUUUUCAUAAUCCUCCACACCAAUUCAUUUAUGGAUAUAGCUAAAUUAAGCCAAAUCAAGAUCGAAGAUAAUUGAUUUGGCCUGUGACGCAGGCUAGAGAAAGCUUUUAUUAACUGACCAACCCGUGCUAUAGUGUUGGGAAGAUUUCUUUGAGUCCCAUGAUACUUACUAAGAAAAUGAUGAUUAUGCCUUCUUAUAAUAUACUGGAAGCAGGGGUGUAGAGCAAGGGGGGCUCAGGGGGGCUAAGCCCCCCUUGUUGAUGCCGAAAAUUGGCAGAUCACUACUUUUGCUAUUGUUUUUCGCAACAUUUUGGGCAAGAGCCCCCCUUGUUAUUUUGAUAGCACUACACCACUGACUGGAAGCCAUUGACGAUUCAAAUAUAUUGAGAAUAUGUCAUGUUGGGAAGAAAAGAAUUCACUUGAAUCCUGGUUACGAUAAAAUUUUAAAGUGCAUCAACGUUAAGGUCUCAGCCAUAUAUCAUCAAGUUCGAAAAAAGCCAAUUUUUGUAAAUUUGGCUUAGAAGCAUCUUUAUCGUCAAUCCUAGACGUAGCAAUAAGACAAUUUCUUGUACUAUUAACUGUGCCAAGUGCAGAGGUGCAUACAUACCUUACCUACCUUUGGGCCUGGCAAGCCAGGGCUUCCUUGCCUUCCAACUGGACCUUCACCUCGAAACUGCAAAGGAAAAAAGGAAUACAAGCGUGUGUCAAAAGCUAUUGUUAUAACACAUAUGCUGGUCUGGAUUUAUACGUCAUUUGCAGGGGUGUGAUGCUAUGAAAAUAACAAAGGGGCCCUCGUUAAAAAUGUCUCGAAAAGAUAGCGGAAAGUAGGUAAGAGCUUCUAUCUGGCACUCAAAAGGGGACUGUUUCUCCUAAGUUUUCCCCUGUUCUACACCUCUGGUCACAUAGCAGCCAAGAAAUUAAUAGUUAUUAAAAAAUUGUGUACACCGAGUUCAAUAUUCAAGUCCUCUUUGGCAGUCAAUUGAGCUUAGAUUUUGUAUCUCGGCUUAUCGAAAGCUGAAACCCUAUUAAGCUAAAGGUUUUAAUUGGUCAUUUGAAACCCAGCUACGAGUCUAAUUUGCGAAAAAUUCAUAGAUUAAUUAGAGCCUCUAUCUGGAGCAUGUACUUUGUGUUGUCCCAAAGUUGAAAUUAUAUAAUUUUGUCAUCUACGUAAAUUCUAUUGGAGGUGAUAUAUACAAAAAUACCAAACUAAAUUUUCGGUAUUGCAAAAUUUGAGGAAGGCAUGGAAUAGCGGAAACAUAGCAUUCUGAAGUGGUUUUUUCGUCCGACAUUCUUAAAGAUAUUCAACUUGUAGAUCUAAAAUCCUAUUUGACUACCUUGAGUCCAGAAUCGCAGUAUACCGUACUCCCUGUGAUGAAGCACUAAAAUAACAAGAUUUUAAAUUAGAAGUAAAUCAGUGCAGGAAAUAUCAUUGAUUAUUUUUAUUCUGGCUUAUAACUCAUAUGGCUUUAUUCUCAGAUUAUCUUGUACAAGCUAUUCACUUUGCCGUUUUUAGCUGAAUGUGAUCUGGGUAAUGCUGUGCAAAUCCAAAUUAAUUUCUCAAAACAUCAGUCGUUAAAGACACUUUUAUUGUUACGUCAUCCUUUAAAAGGCUUCCUUUGCUCCAAGCUUCUAACGUGGUGUAUAGCAGAUUUUACUUCUUUUGCAAGAAAACUUGAACUCCCUCAAUAGAUUUCUAAGGGUUCCUUAACAAAGUUUUGUUCCGCUGACCAAUAAUUUUCAGUGGGCACUUAAAUGUGGCAUAUUUCUGUUAAUGUCUUACUUUAAUUAGCUUGAAGCUAUCAUCAAGAAAAUUUUAGAUUGAUCAAUUAUUAUCAUAUAAGAAUUAUUUUGUUACUUCUAGAUUUAGAAUUAGUUACGCUAAGAGCAAUGGCACUCCGAAGUACAAUAAGUAAAUUGUAAUUAAAAGGAAUAGUUGCUACAAGCCAGCCAAAAGGCCCAUACGCGAGGUGAUAUCUUUCGUCGACCAAGUCGCCGCUUGAGUGACCUGGCUGCUGUCCUUUCCGUUACAUCAAACUGAUCAUGUGUCUCGGGCCCACUUCCCCUGGCAGCUAGUGUAGAUCUGUAAAGUCUCGUUCUGGUUUGCUCUGGGUUCUAAAAAAUGACAAAUAAGGAAUGACAAGAAAAUAAAUAGGUUAUCCGUCAUUUUUCUUUAGAGUAAGGAACUGAGUUGCUCUUGCGGUACAGAUCAAAAUAGUUAAUUCACAUCAUGAAUAAAAUUAUUACAGAUUCAAGCUACCAAUCCUAGUUUCCAAAAAUAAAACUUCUGAUUUUCAAAGUGUAUUUCAAAGUUAUAAGGAGGUCCAGUCACUAACAAUACUUAUCACAAUUUUAAUGACGUCAUCACCUGCCCCAUCUUUUUUUGCCCCAGGCCCCGGAAAAGCUCUCGGCUAGCCCAUUGGUAAUUAACAAAGAUUCUCUUAUACUAAACCACCAAAAAUUAAGAAUCUGAAAACGUAUACUGAGCUACGUUUGUCAUUAUUUGUGCAAACUUGAAGCUUAGUGCGGUGACUCUUGAAACUCUGGAAAACAAUGUUUCUACAACAAUUGUCUUCGAACGUACUACAAUUUUUUAACAAAGUUCCUCUUGAAGAUGAGCGAAAAAUGACCGAUUUUGGAAGCUUUUCACUGUGUUUUUUAUUAUUCUAGACGCUUAGCUCUGUGAUUUUUUUAUGCAUAAGUGUAAAUCGAAUGAAAGCAUCGCCAGGGUACACAGUGUCGCGAUUAAAAGCUUGAAUUAAUCUUAAAAUUCCUUUUUACGGUACACGAAAUCUACCAUGACACAGUCUACAGAGGACACGGAAACGACAAAUCGCUAUUCGUCAAGCUUGAAGCUACUAAAAGCACAAUUUUAACAGAGUGUAAAGGUUAACCGCAGCCAUCCAGUCUGUCGGCAAAAAGUCAGUAAAUUCUUUUUUGUUAAAAUCGACAGAUAGAAGCAGGAUAUCCAGUCAGGCAUGGUCCGUUCUGGUCACUGAUCAGUGGUUCUGGUUGGUACCAGGCCCGCCAAGAGGGUCGAGCAAGGGCUGAUUGUCCCGAAGAGAUAUAACAGAGUUCUUAACAACGAGAGUAAAAUUCCUCAGUUUAAAUGACGUCAUAACGGCCCCCAUCAUUCUUUUCGCCCCAGGCCCUAGAAAAGCUCUCGGAGGAUCUGGCUGGUAGUGGCCACUGUAAAAAAAAUCACAGGGCCUUGUUGAUUCAUGCCCUGUGAAUACAGCCGGUUUUUCUAUUAUCGCUACAUCCAUGUGCUCCUCAAAUUUUUGGUUAUAAAGCAGAAAUUUGAAUUGACUGCGAUGGCGAAGGGUGCGAAAUUUCCGACUGACGUUAAGUAAACUGUAAUUUCGUACUUAUAGUCUUUUCUUACAGAACCCCAAAAUUAUACGGUUCGGUUGUUUCUUUCCAGAAUUGAGAGAAUGUUCGGCAUUGGUGUUGGAAUGUGACACCCCUGCCCCCAUUUAUGUGAGACAUGCAGAAAUAACAUAUUUUACUAUGAUGUAUAUUUGCCAGGAAACGGAAAAUUGUUCGAGAUUCCGGGUGAAGAAAAUAUCAAAAAGUUUUGCCUAUACCAAAGCGAUAUCAAAACCGAAUGCGAGUGUUUGAAGCAGGGGUAGCUAUACCACUUUCACGACCAGAGCUUAACUGAAGUACGAAAUGUGCCUCUACUGCAGGACAAGCAUUGCUCUUCAGCAUAUCGCUACAUCAAAAACCUUAAUAUGAUAUGAAGCAUUUAAUGUGUAUCUCUGGUUAGUCAGUAUUGGCAGCCUUCUCUAAACUGAAAGUUCUAGUUUAACACCAACAUUUUCUUUUCCCUGAACCACAGUAUUUUCUAUUUAGGUUUCUUACGGUUUUUAACAGUGAACAUACUUUAUCAGUUAUCAUUUUGUCUCUGGAUGUAUCAUCCUUUAUAUAUAUAUGAUUAAGAAAUUAUGCAGCGAUAUGAAACCGUUUUAGCACAGAAAACUGAGUUCCAAGCAAUUUGGUUAUGUAACAUCAAUCUGUAGCAUAGCUUCGCAACAAAUACAAAGAAAUACUUUGUGAGUGAGAAAUACUGUGAAUCCUCGAAUUAGCCCCCUGUGGGCUUAUUUAUUUUUGAUAUUUUUGGAUGGGGGCUUAUUCGAGGGGGGCUUAUACGAGGGGGGGUUAUUGUAGACAUUAAGAAGACAUUAUUAAAAGACCUCGUUUAUUUUAGUAGGAAUUUCUUUAUGAGUAUUUAAUUAAUUACUACCAAAAGUAUGAAUUUGUUGUGGUAAUUCAAUAUAACGCCAAAGACAACCUCAGAUGGCAAAAAUCAUCAAAUGGAGGGGUCCAAUUCGAGAAUUUACGGUAGCAGUGGGGGCUUAUUCGAGGAGGGAGGGUUGCUUAUUGGCAAUUUGUAGUUCUAGGGUGGGGGCUUAUUCAGGGGGGGGCUUUUUCAAGGGGGGGGGGCAAUUUGAGGAUUCACGGUACUCAUAUGAGCAGCUGAUGAAGAGUUGGACGAUAUAGGCAACCUUUAUUUUUCCAAGCCAUUUCCCAUUCUUAUCUCACCCUUCAUAUGUUGUGUCAAAGCGUUUCUAACUAAAUACUCAACGUGUUAUAGUUAUUAAGCAAUCGAAGAAAGUUGCUUAUUUUCAACACUUUUGGCGCUCUGGUGUUCACCUAUCUUAGCUUAGAACAUAAUGUUGACAAGUUCACAGGGAAAUUGUG